Oppiella nova is the source of this 426-nucleotide messenger RNA. The record is from the annotation of a GenBank genome assembly. Lineage: Eukaryota; Metazoa; Arthropoda; Arachnida; Sarcoptiformes; Oppiidae.
GCAGACAUUAUACUACAAUCACUUGCAACCAUUAAUUUGUGUCUUCAAUGGAAAAUGUAUUAUAAACCCAAUGACCAGAAACUCGUGUCGGAAAUGCAGACUUGGGAAAAAUAUAUGUUUAAUAGGAGUGUAUCCGAAGUGAUGAAGAAAAUGAAACGAGAAAACCAUUCGUCCGGAAAUGCAAACAAAAAUCAGAGAAAACUAUUGAAACCACGAAUUGCCAGUCGUGUAUCAGAGCUAUUGGGGGCUACGGUUAGGUUUAACUAUACGGUGGGCGGGGAUGUGAUUAAAGUGACAAAUUUGGAGCAAUUGUUUAGAAACACUUCACAAAUGACUGAACGAGUUAUCGCCGAUGUCAUAGACUUUACACAAUGUUUGCGGGCAUUUAAUAACAUUUGCCACAACGAUAAAAUCGCCCUGAUUUGA